AUGGAUAUUCGCACGUUAACAGAGGAAUCGGAGCCAGGGCAACUGGUCUCAACAGCGGCUUCAAAAGACAACCCAAAGGCCAUGGCGUCCAGUCAAUUAGAGCAUAUGAAGCUAGAACCAGAACUUCUCCUAGACAGCCAACUUUCAAAUGAUACAGAGCAACAACCACGUCAGAGUCUAGCACCGUCUAAUGAAAAUGACAAGACAAGUAAUAAGGGGUCAACCGAUUCACCGUCGCCUUCUCCCUACUACCAAAAUGUGCAAAACACACAAGCGACCCAUGACAAUGCUAGCAAUAGCUACAGUUCUGAUCAUGAUGCACAUAUACUAAACAAACCAAAAAGACAAAGGCGAAGCUACAGCUGUGGGCCCUGCAAAAUGCUAAAGAUCAAGUGUGAUUUACAGGUUCCUUGCACUUCAUGUAAAAAGUUCAAACGAGUUAAUAGGUGUUUGUUGCAACCUCCACAGCCUCCGUCACAAGAGGAACUAAGCAAGAUUAAAGAACGAAAGAAGCGAACAAUGCACAAAAGGUUGAAAACGUCCAAUGACAUUGUACAUGCGUUUAACGAUAAUCAAAAUUCAAUACCAUCAUUGCUCUCAUCCAUUCAAUCAAGCACAAAGCUUAUGGAGCAACAACUGAGAUCCUUUCACGAGCACAAUGGUCACCAACAACUGCAACAUUCAGGUGGCAAUGACAAUUUUACCUCGGCCCAUAUACGGCAAUCGCAUUUUUCCAAUUUGCAACCAGAUACUACCAAUGGUAUGCCUACUCAUCCUAUAUCGCACAUCAGCUCGAACUACAACGAGCAACCACGAGCCACCUUUUCUGACGAAAAUAAGCGGUCACAGGGCGAUUUGAUUGAUACGUUGAUUUCUCAAGAUUACCAAAAACAUAUCGAGUUGAGCAUGGUAGAUGUCAAGAGAAUCAAGAGAUUGUUGCCAAGCAAGUUUGAAGCAGUCGAGCACCUUUUUGAUUUGUACAUUAAUACGAUAAAUUCGGUGUUCCUAGACAUACAAGAUCAUGAUGAAAUUAUGAGGCAGGGACGCAUCAUAUACAACAAACUUGUAUCAAUUGACGACGACAACGUGAAAAAUCUCAGCAAAAGUGUAGAGUUCAACGUUGUUGAAUUGAGAAACUUGUCGUUGAUUUUCCUUAUUCUUGCCAGUGGGUUUUUAUUUGAAAAUGUGGAGAAUAUAUCUUGUAACUUUUUAUUUGAUUUGAGAACAAUCUACAAAGAUGACUUGAUUCAAGAUUGGGUCAAAAUUGCAAAGUUUAUCAAACUCAAAUUGUUGUCUUAUGAAUCGUUGACGGAUUUGAUUUACUUGAUGGAUUGGUACUUCAUUAUAAAGAAUUUGUACACUUACGAUAACAUGAUUGUUGAUAACUACUUGGAAUUUAACAAUUUAUUGAAUUAUCUUGUUUUGAAUAACGAUUUCAUUGCUUUAAUUGAAGACACUGGCGCCGAAGUGUCAACUCCUACAGGCUCGCCACAACCACAGAAAGAGGGACAAUAUAAAGCGGAUGAGGUGAGACGUAAAACGUACUCCAAGUCAAGAGAGUUUUUAUUACUAGGCAAGUAUUGGAUUCAACUUAGAAUGAUUGAGUUGGAAUUCACGUUUUUCCAAUACAAAGGGUCAAUGUUGGUAUCUAAUCAGUUGAAGAAUUCCAUUGUCCCACAUGCGGAUGUAUUGGAAAUAAUGUAUGGGCCCAAUGGCGCAUAUGCUACAUCUGCUUUGACGAAACACCAGAUUGCGGUGUGGAGCCUUUACUACACGAGAUCGGGUCAAUCUACAUCAAUCAGACGCAUAGUGAAGGACUAUUUAAUGUUGUAUAGCAAUGCAUCGCUAUUGCUAAAGGAUGACUUGAAAAUGGUUGAAGCCAAGUUUUGCACCAUUGGCGAGAAUGCGCCACAGCCAAAGGUUACUGUUGACGACGCGGAAACAUUAUUGAAGAACCAACAGAUUUUGCUUUUGUUUGUGAGGUGGCUAUCAUUUAUUCGAAUCGAGUCUAACUACUUUCCUAGUUUGAGAUAUUCAUCUUUUUUAACAACAAUGAUAAACUUGAACAAUCACUUUAAUGUGCUUGAAAAGUAUUAUAAGGAUGACGCAACAGGAGGAAACUUGGUUGACUUUAUACUUUCAAAUUUCCCCUUGCAUUUUAUAAAGUCAUUCUUGCUAAGUUUGACAUAUCAGGCGUUAUUUUUGAUUUUUUUAAAGUAUUCCCUUAUUCAGAAAUCAAGAACGAAUGUCACUACUUUUAAGAUCCGGUUGGAUGAGAUAUACAACGACGUUCUCGGCUCGUUUCAAAAGACAUUGGACAAGUUUGUGGCAAGUCCCAAAAUGAAGGAGUAUUACACCUUUAUUCCAGUUUUCCGUGUCAAUAUGAAUUUCUUACUUGAUGCCAACCAUAUUCUCAACGAAGAGCCAACAACAUUUCAGAGUCAGCGAGAUUGUAACUCACAAAAACAUAUACCUCCAUUGGCUUUCAAGGACUUGACUGAUUUACUCUACCAGUUGAAAGCUGAGUUCGAUCCGGAACAUUGGGAGUUUCUUACCAACGUUUAUUUUGGAUCGAGAGAUAACUUUUUUCGGUACGUGGAAAAAGUAUGGGAUUUGUUUCAAUUUUUAUUAAGCAAUGCUUCUACGCCGGGAGAUGGUCCUGGCGCACAAUUGACCAAGGAUAUGGUUAUCUGCAACGACUUGAGAUUCAAUGAUGAGUUGAUCAGGAAUCAUAGGGGUCAGUUAAUGGGUUUGGUGUUUGACCACAAUGUAGUUGAGGAGUAUAUGAGACUUAAUGUCGAACCCAAUAUCGACGAUUAG
This is a messenger RNA of Lodderomyces margitis, 2820 nucleotides long. RefSeq names its product Zcf8p (gene ZCF8). The transcript has a single exon. Gene Ontology annotation, biological process: regulation of transcription by RNA polymerase II. The record is from RefSeq and is a predicted model, not a curated record. The coding region runs from base 1 to 2820 and encodes 939 amino acids. NCBI's taxonomy places the organism in Eukaryota, Fungi, Ascomycota, Pichiomycetes, Serinales, Debaryomycetaceae. Gene Ontology annotation, cellular component: nucleus. Gene Ontology annotation, molecular function: zinc ion binding; RNA polymerase II cis-regulatory region sequence-specific DNA binding; DNA-binding transcription activator activity, RNA polymerase II-specific.